UUUAACAAUUACACUAUCUUUUGAUGACAUUUUGUUAUUUUUAUUGUAGGGCUUAAAGAAAAAUCAAAACAAAAAUCAGAAAAUCAUAAUCACAAAUAUCCAAUUAAAGUUAUCCACAUCAUGCUUCAUGCAUCUGGGGCCCUGUGAAUACGAGUGAAGUGGAUAGAAUCACAGAGAUUUGAAGUUUGAUUUUAACUGAUCGAAGAACACUCACAAAGAGAUGAUUGUUGCAACAGGAAUUGGAGCAUUUCCCAGAUCAGUUCCGCUUCUUCCCCAUAACAAAUUCGGAGCCCCACAUUCAAUUUCAAAUCCUAGAAACAGAAUCCGUUUUCCAGAAAGUAAAUCAAGCAAUUUCAUCCCUACCAACCCUCCUUUCUUCUCCAUCAAGGCCGCUGCGUCUUCUUCGUCUUCUUCAGAUUUUGUAUCAGAUUACGCUGAAGAGCCUGCUACGAAUGUCAAAUUUCCGACAUUGUUGAAUCUUCCUGGUUGCUCGAGCUCGCUUUCUUUGAUUGGAACAGGGUUUCGAGAAAAGGUUUUUGCGAUAAUCGGAGUUAAGGUGUACGCCGCAGGGCUAUACAUAAACCCUAAAAUCAUCGAUAAGUUAGACGCAUGGAAAGGACGAACAUCAGCUCAAAUCCAAGACGAUUCUUCUUUAUUCGACUUAAUCUAUCAAGCUCCAUUAGAGAAAUCGCUACAGAUCGUUCUUGUCAGAGACGUCGACGGAAAAACCUUCUGGGACGCCUUGAACGACGCCAUUUCGCCCAGAAUCAAAUCACCAAACGCCGUCGAUGAAACCGCUCUCUCCGAUUUCCGUGGUAUCUUUCAAAAUCGGCCAUUGAAGAAAGGAACCUUCAUCUUCUUAACCUGGCUCGAUUCCUCCAAAAUUCUGAUCCAUUUAUCAAAUGAAGGCAUUCCAUCGACUUCAGAAGCUACAAUCGAAUCAGAAAACGUGACACGAUCUCUUUUUGAUGUGUUCUUUGGACGUGACCCUGUGUCUCCUUCCUUAAAAGCUUCAAUUAGCAAUGGCUUAGCUUCGAUACUUAUAUAA
Lactuca saligna is the source of this 1048-nucleotide messenger RNA. Lineage: Eukaryota; Viridiplantae; Streptophyta; Magnoliopsida; Asterales; Asteraceae. The record is from the annotation of a GenBank genome assembly.